Fukomys damarensis (Damara mole-rat) is the source of this 1051-nucleotide messenger RNA. RefSeq names its product reticulon-1. The record is from RefSeq and is a predicted model, not a curated record. The coding region runs from base 353 to 1051 and encodes 232 amino acids. NCBI's taxonomy places the organism in Eukaryota, Metazoa, Chordata, Mammalia, Rodentia, Bathyergidae. The transcript has 4 exons. Gene Ontology annotation, cellular component: postsynaptic density; neuron projection. Gene Ontology annotation, biological process: brain development; endoplasmic reticulum tubular network formation; neuron differentiation.
AAUCCGCCCUCGCAGCCCGAGCACACCGGGGCCCGGGCGCACCCCAGCCAAAGAAACCGAGAGGCACCGCUCUGGGCUGCUUCCAGCAGGAGAUGGGGGGGUGUUGUGUUGCGCUAUACCGGAGAAAGGUGCAGCUGCUCUCGCCAGUGGUCUGGAUCAUUCCUUCUUGACAACACCAGAAGAUGCAGAAGGAGCAUGUUAUACAUCGCUGAUUUCCAACAUCUGUUACUCACCUCAAGAGGAGUCUACAUAUUUCACUGGGAUUCUUCAGAAGGACAAUGGUCACAUCACUACUUCUGAGAGCCCUGAGGAGUUGGGGACCCCUGGACCGUCCUUACCAGAGGCGCCUGGCAUGGAGUCUCGUGGCUUAUUUAGUUCUGAUUCUGGAAUAGAGAUGACUCCUGCAGAGUCCACUGACGUGAACAUGAUCCUAGCAGACCCUCUGGGCCAGAUGAAGGCAGAAGCCUGCAAGUACAUUGACAUCACCAGGCCAGAGGAGGUGAAAUGUCAAGGGCAACGUCUCCCUGACUUGGAGGAUAAAGACUUGGACUUUAAAAGCAAGGACACUGAAAUCUCAAUAAAACCGGGAGGCGUCCGUGAACCUGACACACCAGCUCCUGUGGAGGGGAAAGUCAUCAAGGACCACUUGUUUGAAGAAUCCACCUUUGCUCCUCACACAGAUGACUUCUCUGAGGAGCAGCAUACUCCCCUGGUGACAGCCCCCAUCAGAAUCACGCUGACUGAGACUGAGCCUGCUGUCACGACUUACAUCCAAGACAAGACCCCAGAGAAGCAGGACGUCUGUCUGAAGCCAAGUCCUGACAUGGUCCCCACUGUCACUGUCUCAGAGCCUGAAGAUGAUAGUCCAGAAUCUGUCACUCCUCCUUCUUCUAGUACAGAACCAUCUGCUGCCGAGUCGCAGGGGAAGGGUGGCAUCUCCGAGGACGAGCUCAUCACGGCCAUCAAGGAAGCCAAGGGCUUGUCCUACGAGACGGCGGAGGGCCCGCGGCCUGGGGGCCCGGCGGCCAGCGGACCGGAGUGGAGGCAGUGA